UUUUGAGGCUUUUUAUGGUAACAUCCCUACAGUCAUUCAAUUUGAAAAUAAAGUGUAUUUAGGUAGGUGGAAAUCAUGAGAGCUGGAGGCCAAAGUAUUGUUUGAUUUAAUGUCUAAGAAAUUAUGUGUUUAACUGCAAGUCAUCUGUCCUUUUAUGAAGUGUCAAAAAUGUGCACGAAGAAUUAUACAGUGAAGAAAAUGCCUGACAACUUCCCUUGUGAGACUAUAUGGAACACCAGAUGGCAGAAAAAGGCAGGAACUGCUGGUCAUCUGUAUUAAACCCAUUGUUCCAGAUGAGAUGAAGUGAAUGCAGCAGCAGCAGCAGCAGCAUCUCCUCUCUUCCACCUCAUCUUCCCCUUGUCCUCACAGGCUGGUCUCCUCCGACCCCUGUAAGACCCUGAUAGGUAUUUCAGCAUCUGCUUGGCAAAGCAGUAAUAGCAGCUGCAGGUAGGCUUCCAUAGGUGGUUGCUUCUGCUAUUCUUUUUUUUGUGCUCUUGGCAAAAUGUCUUCUUUGUGUGCCAGUUUUUCUGAGACGCAAGAAGGAGCAUGAAGUUGUGGUGAAACAGCAAUUCCACCAUUUCUUUAUGACUGUUAGGAAGGUCAUAAGAAAGUAACUUUGCUUUUAUCGUAGCUGGGUUAUUUUUUCUACUUGUAUCAAACCCUAUAUACCCUUAUGUGCGUUUGCUAUAGGUGAGGUAGAAUUUACACAGUCACACAGGGAGUUAGGAAGCGUGGUGACAUGAGCUCAGAUGUGUUCAGUACACACUAGGAACUGUUUUGUAGUUAGGACUUUCUGAUUCAAGUCACACACAAAAAGGAUCUGCAGCAGAAGCUGGGAAUCACCUGCUUUAUAGAUUCUCCUAGCACUUUAAAGAAAACUGCUUCUUUGCCACACCAGAAGUUUCCAUCUCUGUUUUCAGUGUUUGGUUUGAUACUGGCUGCUCUCCUGAUUUUCUUGGCCAUACCAAGUGUAUCAGUACAGUGAAAGGUAUGUCUCAUUCAUUUAAGACUCAUUCAAGCCUAAUCAGAAACUACGUGUUCUUCAAAGUGAGUAAGAUUGCUGCAAAGGGACAAUGUUCCUGUGCUAAUGUGACUUUGACCUGCUUACGCUAUUUUCUGCGCCAUUCUCAUGUGAAUGUGGGAGUUAGAGAUGAGUGCUGCUCCACAGAUCUGAAUCAUUUUGCCUGGAGUUAAUUUGUGAAAUCCUUUCAUUGAAGUGCUUGGACUCUCUCCCAGUGUUCUUUCACAUAAGCAGCAGACUUAACAUCCACAUCUCAUCAAAAGGCAGAGUUCUGCUAAACCUUUUCAGGUUUGAGACCCUCUGCAACUCCCACCCACAGCUAUACUUACUGUACUAAUCCUUUUACCAUGGAAGCUGAAGAAACGAUGGAGUGUAUCCAGGAAUUCCCUGAACACUAUAAAGUUAUUUUGGAUAGACUGAACGAACAACGUGAGCAGGACCAGUUUACAGAUAUCACUUUGAUUGUUGAUGGUCACCAUUUCAAAGCUCAUAAGGCUGUUCUUGCUGCCUGUAGCCAGUUCUUCUACAAAUUCUUCCAAGAUUUCACUCAGGAGCCCUUGGUGGAGAUUGAAGGUGUAAGUAACAUGGCAUUUCGUCACCUAAUUGAGUUCACAUAUACAGCAAAACUAAUGGUCCAAGGUGAAGAAGAAGCAAAUGAUGUUUGGAAAGCAGCUGAGUAUCUACAGAUGUUAGAAGCCAUCAAAGCACUUCAAAUCAGGAACAAAGAAAACUCAUCUCCUUUAGACUCAAAUCAAGCACAAGGAAACAAACCAAAAAAGAGGAAGGUAGCUGAAACCUCUAAUGUUAUCACAGAAACACUUCCAUCUGCAGAAUCGGAGCCUGUGGAAAUUGAGGUUGAGAUUGCGGAAGGCACAAUUGAAGUGGAAGACGACAGCAUUGAAACACUUGAAGAAGUGGCUUCUGCAGAGCAAUCCAUAAAGUACAUACAGACAACAGGUACAUCAGAUGAAUCUGCACUGGCUCUUUUGGCAGACAUCACCAGCAAGUAUCGUCAGGGGGAGAGAAAAUGCCAGAUCCAGGAAGAAGGUGAUAGUGCAACUGAUACCUCGUGCAAACAGGUAGAAGGUAUUGAAAUUGUGGAACUUCAGCUGUCACACAUGAACAAUUUAUUCCACUGUGAGAAAUGUAAUCGUUCGUUUAAAUUGUUUUACCAUUUCAAGGAACACAUGAAAACACACUCCACUGAGAGUUACAAGUGUGACAUAUGCAAUAAAAGGUACCUACGAGAGAGUGCUUUGAAACAGCACCUCACCUGUUACCAUCUUGAUGAAGGUGGUGCCAGCAAGAAGCAAAGACCUGGCAAAAAAAUACAUAUAUGCCAGUACUGUGAUAAACAGUUUGAUCACUUUGGACAUUUUAAAGAGCACCUCCGGAAACACACAGGUGAAAAACCAUUUGAAUGUCCAAACUGCCAUGAACGUUUUGCUAGGAAUAGCACACUUAAAUGUCACCUGACAGCCUGUCAGUCUGGAGCUGGAGCUAAAAAGGGAAGAAAGAAGCUGUAUGAAUGUCAGGUUUGUAACAGUGUGUUUAACAGCUGGGAUCAAUUCAAAGAUCACUUGGUAAUACACACCGGUGACAAACCCAACCACUGUACCCUAUGUGAUUUGUGGUUUAUGCAAGGCAGUGAGCUGAGAAGGCAUCUCAAAGAAAUUCACAGUAUUUCAGAGCGAAUAGUGACAGAAGAGGUUCUUCCAGUGGAAGCUGAACCAGUAACAUCAAUGACUAUAAUAGAGCAAGUGGAGCAAGUCCAUGUUCUUCCAGUAAUUCAGGUACAAGUGGAUCCUGCGCAGGUAACUGUGGAACAGAUGCACCGGGAUCUCAUACAGGACAAUCAAGUGAAAGACACACAGGUGGAUGAACUGCAAGAACAGAUGCAGAUUAGUUACUUGGAAGUCGAACACAUUCAGACUGAACAAGGUGCUGAAGUUCAUGUGGAGCAGUUACAUGUUGAGCAUGUAAAUCAGAUACAGAUGGAAGAAGUACAGGCAGAACUUAUAGAUGGAACAGAACUUGAACAAGUAGAAUAUGAAAGUGUUGAUCAAGGAAAAGCAGAAGAAAAGAAACCUAAUCAAGUAGAUGGUGGAGAUAAGGAAGAUCAUGAACAAGCUGAAGGCUUAAAGACUCAACAGUUAGUGGACAUGCAGAACAAAAAGGUGAACAACUAGGACAAGUAACAACACUGUGCAGAUACAUGAAUUAAAUACCAAGUUAUUUUUGUUAACUUUUA
Pezoporus occidentalis (night parrot) is the source of this 3272-nucleotide messenger RNA. It is a transcript of the gene ZBTB35, whose product is annotated as zinc finger protein 131. Lineage: Eukaryota; Metazoa; Chordata; Aves; Psittaciformes; Psittacidae. Gene Ontology annotation, molecular function: DNA-binding transcription repressor activity, RNA polymerase II-specific; protein binding; RNA polymerase II cis-regulatory region sequence-specific DNA binding. Gene Ontology annotation, cellular component: nucleoplasm; nucleus. The transcript has 7 exons. Gene Ontology annotation, biological process: regulation of transcription by RNA polymerase II. The record is from RefSeq and is a predicted model, not a curated record. Bases 1369 to 3210 code for a protein of 613 amino acids.